Molecule: messenger RNA, 465 nt
Organism: Brassica oleracea var. oleracea
Lineage: Eukaryota; Viridiplantae; Streptophyta; Magnoliopsida; Brassicales; Brassicaceae
Product: UPF0725 protein At3g44770-like
Exons: 3
Coding region: 1-465 (154 amino acids)
Source: RefSeq, a predicted model, not a curated record
AUGACCUUAGACUUUGUAAUGUUUGGAUUUAUCUUCUUAAAAUUAUUGUUGGCUCAAAUUAACGAGGAAGCUGUAGAUGAGCUUUACAAAGGUCGUAAGCCCAACCUUUUGUCCGAAGCAAAACCUGAUGACAGGCUGAGAUUCGACGAGGUUCAGGAGCAGGACAUACGUGAAAAUGAUUGGCUUCGUCUGUACACUGAUUUCGCACUUUACUGCUACUGGCAGUAUAAUGAGGUCGCAUUCAAGUCUUGCUUGCCUGCCGAGAUCAACAAGAUACUUGUGGAAACCUUCGAAACUCAUAGAGACCCAUCUCUAAAGGUCAAGUCUAAUAAUGCCAUCUUCCACAUCAACUUCACCGCCAAGAGCUGUGACUACAUAUCCGUUGUCAGGAGGAUUACGGAUGGGAGAACAGGGCAUAUAAUACUCGAAAUUAGUACCUGGACCAACCCACCAAGCUCCGCGUGA